This is a messenger RNA of Solanum dulcamara, 629 nucleotides long. RefSeq lists its product as uncharacterized. The coding region runs from base 119 to 550 and encodes 143 amino acids. The transcript has 4 exons. NCBI's taxonomy places the organism in Eukaryota, Viridiplantae, Streptophyta, Magnoliopsida, Solanales, Solanaceae. The record is from RefSeq and is a predicted model, not a curated record.
AUAUACUUUUAAUAAGUUGAUACAUUAUGUUUUUUCAUAUUAUUGUAUUAAGGUUGACCAGAAGUUCAAGCGAUUAGAGAAUAAAAUUGAUUCAAAUCACACUGAUAUUUUGAAAGCCAUGGACAACAUAGUGCACCACAUGACUGGCACAUCAUUUCCAAUUAAAAAAGUAGAUUUUGUUCAACCAUUCCAUGUGGUGGAAGAACAACAAGCACCUACUAUAUUUGAGGAGCAGAAUGGUCCAAAUAAAUCUGAUCUCCCUCCAACAAAUGUCCAAUCUCAUGUCCAGAAAGAUAUUAAGGAAGCAGAACCAUCCAAUAGGAUACAAGAGGUGGAUGAUGUAUCUGGGCAUAACACUGUAUCAGAUGCUGCAGAAUAUAUUCAACAACAUGUUUUAUCUGAUACAUUAAAGGAAGCAGAACCAUCUAAUAUGAUACAACAGGUGGAUGAUGUAUCAGAAUACAACAUUGUAUCAGAUGUUGCAGAAUCUUUUGAACAUCAUGUUUCAACUGAUACAUUAAAGGUAGUUGAACCAUCCAACACGAUAUAAGAGGUGGAUGAUGUAUCAGAACACAACAUUGUAUCAGAUGCUGCAGAAUCUUUUUAACAACAUGCUUCAACUGAUACAU